Molecule: messenger RNA, 3079 nt
Organism: Drosophila willistoni
Lineage: Eukaryota; Metazoa; Arthropoda; Insecta; Diptera; Drosophilidae
Product: importin subunit beta
Exons: 2
Coding region: 102-2708 (868 amino acids)
Biological process (GO): protein import into nucleus
Cellular component (GO): cytoplasm; nucleus
Molecular function (GO): nuclear import signal receptor activity; small GTPase binding
Source: RefSeq, a predicted model, not a curated record
UCGAAUCGGAUUUUGUAACUCAAUUUGACAUAAUCAUAAAUAAAUUUCUUCAAAAUUUGCAAACGUUCUGCUCGACAAAAGUUAAAAAAAAAAGUGCAAAAAUGACUUCCGUUGUUACGCGACAAUUAAUUGCCAUUUUGGAGAAGACAGUAUCGCCCGACAAAGAUGAGCUAUUUUAUGCAGAGAACAUUUUGGAGCAGGCAGCUUCUGGCAAUUUGCCAGAGUUCCUUAUGGCUCUAUCCGAAAUUCUGGUUAAUAUAACAAAUAGUCCUGUGGCUCGUAUAGCGGCUGGCCUCCAAUUGAAGAACCAUUUGACCAGCAAAGAUGUGACGGUUAGUCAACAAUAUCAAGAGCGUUGGCAUCAAUUUCCCGAUUCGACAAGAGAACUCAUUAAGUAUAAUAUUUUAUCAGCAUUGGGCACUGAGAAUACACGACCUUCAUGUGCCGCUCAAUGUGUGGCCUAUGUGGCCGUUAUUGAAUUACCCAUUAAUCGUUGGGGCAUGCUAAUUCAGACUCUCGUCAAUAAGGUGGUCGACGUGGCAUCAAGUGAAAUGCAUCGUGAAUCAGCCCUGGAAGCGAUUGGUUACAUUUGCCAGGAUAUACAAUAUGGUGUAUUGGAGACUCAAUCGAAUCAGUUGCUAACUGCCAUUAUUCAUGGUAUGCGUGAAUUGGAGCCCAGUAACCAUGUCAGAUUGGCAGCCACAACGGCAUUGACUAACUCCUUGGAAUUCACAAAGGCUAAUUUCGAACAGGAUAUGGAAAGGAAUUUCAUAAUGGAAGUGGUGUGCGGGGCAACACAAUGCCCGGAUGCCGAAAUCUGUGUAGCUGCUAUGCAAUGUUUGGUUAAGAUUAUGACCCUGUAUUAUCAGUUUAUGGAACCAUAUAUGGCUCAAGCUCUAUUCCCCAUCACAUUGGAUGCCAUGAGAUCAGAAUAUGAUGCCAUUGCCAUGCAGGGUAUUGAAUUCUGGUCGAAUGUGUGCGAUGAGGAGAUCGAUUUGGCUAUCGAUUCGGGUGUAUCCAAGCAUUAUGCUCGCGGGGCAUUGCGAUUCCUUGCACCACUGUUGGUUGAAAAAUUGACCAAGCAAGAUGAGUGCGAUGAUGAGGACACUUGGAGUCCAGCUAAAGCUUCAUCAGUGUGCCUUAUGCUUUUGGCCAAUUGUUGUAAGGAUGAGAUUGUUCCGCAUGUGUUGCCAUUCAUCAAAGAGAACAUUGGAUCGCCCAAUUGGCGUUAUCGUGAUGCAGCUGUUAUGACUUUCGGUUCGGUUUUGAAUGGCUUAGAGCCAAAUACACUGAAACCACUUGUCGAACAAGCCAUGCCCACUCUUAUACGCCUGAUGUACGAUCCGAGUGUCAAUGUCAGAGAUACAACUGUUUGGACCUUUGGACGCAUUUCCGAUAUUAUCCCAGAGGCCGCUAUAAAUAGGACAUAUCUGCUAACCCUAUUGGAAUGCCUUGUCGCUAACCUGAAAUCGGAAUCCCGUGUGGCGGCCAAUGUUUGUUGGGCAUUUAUUGGUCUGUCCAAUGCUGCUUAUGACGCCGCUAUGACCGCCGAGGGAGAAACUCCAGAAACCUAUUCGCUAUCGCCGUACUUUGAAGUCAUUAUCACACACUUGCUGGAGUCAACCGAUCGUUUCGAUGGUGGUGCUCAGUCCAAUUUACGUAGCGCUGCCUAUGAGGCUCUAAUGAAUAUGAUUAAGAACUCUCCACGAGAUUGCCAUUUGGUUGUCCAGCGGACAACAAUUGUCAUUUUGGAACGUCUCAAUCGGGUUAUACAAAUGGACCAACAUAUCAAUAAUCACAGUGAUCGUCAUCAGAUCAAUGAUUUGCAAUCUCUUCUCUGUGCCACACUUCAAUCGGUGUUGCGCAAACUACAUAAAGAGGAUGCUCCACAAAUAUCGGAUGCCAUUAUGACAUCUCUGCUGGCCAUGUUCCAAUCGAGUGCUGGCAAAUCGGGUGGUGUUCAAGAGGAUGCCUUAAUGGCUGUGUCCACAUUGAUUGAACUUUUGGGCAUACAAUUUGCCAAAUAUAUGCCAGCCUUCAAGGAUGUCCUCAUCAUGGGUCUAAAGAAUCACAAUGAAUAUCAAGUGUGUUGUGCUGCUGUUGGUCUUACCGGUGACAUUUGCUGUGCCCUAAAACACUUGAUUGUACCCUAUUGCGAUGAGAUAAUGUCCACCUUGAUGAGCAAUUUGGUUGAGCCAACUUUGCAUCGCAGUGUCAAGCCAGAAAUUGUAUCAGCCUUUGGUGAUAUGGCUCUAAGCAUUGGCAGUGAUUUCCUCAAAUAUUUGAAUAUGGUUCUUGAAAUGCUAAAAGCUGCUUCCAAUUUGCAAACUGAUGCCAAUAUUCACGACGAGUAUAUCAAUGAAUUGCGCGAAAGUGUUCUCGGAGCCUACACGGGCAUUAUUCAGGGUCUUCAGGAUGAUGAUGUAUUGCAUAUGGAACCGCAUCUAAUGCAUAUAAUUGGAUUCAUUAAACGUAUUGCCCAAGAGGAGGGUCAUGUCUCUGAUACAAGGAUGGCCAGUGCUGCUGGAUUGAUUGGUGAUUUGUGCAGUUCGUUUGGGCCACGUCUUUAUCCAUUGCUUGACGAUAUGAUUAUCACACAAUUCCUGGCUAAGGGCAAACGUUCCAAAUUGCAACGCGCCAAAAUGCUAUCCACUUGGGCAGCCAAUGAGAUUAAGAAAAUUAAUACCCGAAGUUCCAGAGCGCAGUAAAUUUUCAUAGAAAUUUAAGACAUAUUGUUUAUAGAAAGAGAUUCGUAUAGUCGAAAAGCGGUAACGUUGUCGUCGUCGUCUGUGUCGUCGUCUUCGUCUACGUCUUCGUUGUCGUCUUCGUCUUGGGGCCGAUCGGUCGGAUGGAUGCCAGCAAGAGAGAGAGAGAGAUGAUGCCGGUUAACUGUUCAACAAUAACAUUGAACAACAUUUAACGCUCAACAUUCAGCAACAACAAUCAAACGGGCUUGCCGAUGGCAACGUCAAAGGCGUCAACAGUGUCAACCAAAAAGCUAAAACGAAAGGCUAAAACAUUUAUUGCAUAUAUAUUGCACAGCAAAUGCAAAUGAAACAAUAUUUCUAAAUAUACAAAA